AUGCCUCCCGUCCGCACCUCCAACUCCAAUCACCGCGUCACCAAGGCCUGCUACCGCUGCCGCCACCGCAAGUCCAAAUGUGACCUGCGCUUCCCCACCUGCGGCGCCUGCCAGCGCGCCAACGUGCCCUGCGUCGGCUACGAUGCCGUCGAGCGCCGCGAGCGCCCGCGCAGUGACGUCGCCUAUCUCGAGGACAAGGUUGCCCAGCUGGAGAUUGAGCUGCGCCGCCUCCGCUCCGUGCAGUCCGUCGACUCGUCCAAGCUGGUCGACACCGCCAUCUCCACCCUGACCCAGUCGCUGGCCAAGACCAUCAGUCACCCGAAUCACCACCCGAACCGCGCCGUCUCUCACUCUUCCCGCACCCCCGCGCUGGCCCGCCAUCCGCUGGUCUCGCUCCAUUCGCCUCUUUUUCUUUCGCAGUCUCCCUCUCCCCCGGUGUGCGUGGCUGCGGAUCCGGCCCCGUCGCGGCCGGAGAACACGCGAUGCAGCACCAUCGCUCUCAUCCCCCGCCAUGUCAUCGACAUCAUGCUCAAGAACUACACCGACAUCUACCUUCCCCAGGCUCCCUACAUCGAGGAGACUCAGCUGCACGCCUCGUGCGAACGUGUCUUCGCUCAAGACGGCGCCACUGCCUCGCACUUUGACAUCUUCCUCGUGGCCAUAUGUCUGGCCGUUAGCGCUACGACCCUGAUCAGACAUGAUGAAGGAAGAGCCACGGCUGCCGCCGAAGAGUUCUGGAACACGGCCAAAGGCCACCUGGUCUACAUCAACGAUGAACAGCCUUGGCAGCGGCUUCGCGCUCUUCUGAUGUUGACCCACUACGGUUUUGUCAAUCCACGCGCUGUCAACUUGGUAAACACCAUCGGUGCAGCCCUUCGCUUGGCCGUCCACCUUGGCCUCCACCAGGAGCUGCCCGCUCAAGAACAGGCAAAGCUUGACUGGUCCACCAUCGACAUCCGCCGCAAGCUGUUCUGGGCCAUCUACAGCGUCGACGCUGCCUGCCACUUCGUUCUCUACCGGGCCUUUGUCUUCCCGCGCAACGCCAUCACCGCAAAAUAUCCCGAGUCCAUUUUCAACCCGCAAGAUUCAGCUGGGACGGAACAAUCGCCCGCCACGCACAUCUGGCCUCUGCGCCAGUACGAGGCUGAGGUAUCGGCCAUGUUGUCCAGGAACAGCUCCUCGUCGCUUUCCCCAUGCCCCCUUCCUCUCGAAGUUUGGCGGAAACGGGCCGUGCAGCGCAUCGAAGAGUGGUAUGCCGCCACACACACCAGUGGUAAUGGCCGCCCUGGUGAGAGGAUCGAGUUCCGUGAGCUGAUGUAUCAGCACAACAUCUUUCGCCUCAACUGUUCCUCGAUCAGGUUCCCCGAGCCCACUUUGGAAAUGAGGAAGAAUUCCCUGAAUGCAGCCAUUGCCAUGGCCAGCAUCUACGCGCGCAACACUCGGUUGGGGAAGCUGUUCUACAUCUGGCAUGCACUCUAUCAGCUGUUUGAUGCCGGCGUAUGCCUCCUGGAGACCAUCAUGUUUGCAACCCGACAAGCCGCAGCAGGAGAACCAUGCUGCUUGCAUGGCUUCGAUGCAGCCGUUCUUACACGUACUGUUCGGACAAUCCCGCAUCUGCUCCGAAAGAUAGCUCUGCGGUGGCCCAAGGUGUUGACACAUGCGAAAUUCUUAGAAGAUCACUCUUCGGUCGCAUUGGAAUGCCUCUCGCACCGGAGCUGUGGAAAUCUGCAAGCCAUCAGGGACAUGGAUUUGAGCGCAGAGGCUGUUCUUCGUCGGAUAAUGGUACCAACAGAAGGAGUUUUACAACAACAACCGCCAGACCCGCCGGCCGUGGAUCCCAUGGCAGACCUUUUUGCUCCCGCAGCCACUCCGGCCCCGCAGCGUGUCACUAUUGAUUCAUUUCGAGACGACCAACUGCCACCAAUUCUGGAUGGCAUCAACAUGGAUGAGAUGCCAAGUAUCGAUACUCCUGUUGAUACUUCGUGGAAUUUUGAACUCUUUUGGAACCAGUCACCUGACGGUGCUGCCCCUAGCCUCAAAAGCGAUGAACUGACUUGGGACUUUCCCGGUGUAGAUUUGGACCAGAUAUUUGCUGCUUUCAAGGACGGCCAGAGUCUGUGA
Diplodia corticola is the source of this 2121-nucleotide messenger RNA. Its product is annotated as positive regulator of purine utilization. Gene Ontology annotation, molecular function: sequence-specific DNA binding; zinc ion binding; DNA-binding transcription factor activity, RNA polymerase II-specific. Gene Ontology annotation, biological process: DNA-templated transcription; positive regulation of transcription by RNA polymerase II. The transcript has 4 exons. The record is from RefSeq and is a predicted model, not a curated record. The coding region runs from base 1 to 2121 and encodes 706 amino acids. NCBI's taxonomy places the organism in Eukaryota, Fungi, Ascomycota, Dothideomycetes, Botryosphaeriales, Botryosphaeriaceae.